This is a messenger RNA of Desarmillaria tabescens, 831 nucleotides long. RefSeq lists its product as uncharacterized. Bases 1 to 831 code for a protein of 276 amino acids. The record is from RefSeq and is a predicted model, not a curated record. The transcript is spliced from 13 exons. NCBI's taxonomy places the organism in Eukaryota, Fungi, Basidiomycota, Agaricomycetes, Agaricales, Physalacriaceae.
AUGUCCUCUCCAGACUUAUCCCUGACUUCCCUGUUCAAUGUGAAGGGCAAGAUUGUGCUCGUAACUGGCGGAGGAUCAGGUAUAGGGAAGAUGAUCGCUGCAGGCUUUGCUCAGAAUGGAGCAAAAGUAUAUAUCGCUGCUAGGAAGGAGUCUCAACUGAAAGAGGCUGUAGCCGAUCUCCAAAAGACAGCUUCUGAAAAAGCUUCAUACAUCGUCGGUAACGUUGCGACCAAAGCUGGAUGCGACGCUAUCAUAACCGAAUUCAAGAAACACGAGAACAAGCUACACGUUCUAGUCAACAACUCCGGCAUCACCUGGGGAGGCCCCUACGACAACUUUCCCGAGGAGAAAGGAUGGGAUAACGUCUUCAACGUGAACGUCAAGAGUAUCUUCUACAUGACAGCAGGCCUUACGGAACUCCUUGCCAAAGAUUCCGAUGCUUACGACCCUGGUCGUGUCAUCAACAUAUCUUCGACAGCUUCCGUCGAACCGGAAAGCGAAGGCGCUUUGAGCAGUGCCGGAAAUGGGACAUGGAGUUACCAGCCCAGUAAAGCCGCGGUGAACCACCUGACUUCAUCGUUAGCCGUGAAACUGGGUCCCCGUCAUGUCACAGUAAACGCCAUACUGCCGGGACUAUUUCCAAGUAAAAUGACUGCCUGGGGUUUCAGAACUGCGGGCGAGAAGACGUUUAUCGCUAGCCAGCCUACGGGACGAUAUGGAGCUCCUCAGGAUAUGGCUGGUCUCGCGCUUUUCCUCGCUUCUCCAGGUUCAUCGCACAUUACAGGAACCCAUACACUCCUUGACGGCGGGUCGAGGCUUGGUACUCUAUAA